AUGCGCUCCGAGAACCAGGCCGACUCCGAAGUUUCGGCUUCGGCGCCGGGGGUUGAGGAUGCGCAGAAGGAGAUGAGCCAACAGAAGGAGCUGGAAGCAAAGGAAGCGAAGCCAACAGAUUCUUCUCGAGUCUUCGCCAUUGGCGAAAAGGUCCGCUACUGGAGUGGGACCCACGCCAAAUGGGUCGACGCACAUGUGCAGCGCAUCAACUUGGGCCCUGCGGGUGAUCUCAUCUCCUAUGACCUCAGCGCCAAAGCACAGGCAGAGAUCUCAAGAGUGAAGGACGCCUCGACGCCCGAGGAUGCGCCACCGCCGGUGCGGCCUCUACCGCCAGCGGUUCCCCCCGUGGAGCGGGUGGUCACCCUCGCGCCUGUGGAGGUCGAGAAGUUCGAUCAGGAUGCCGAGGUGCAGUACUUCAGCGAGUCUCGAGAGCGCUGGAUCGACGCGGUGGUCUCUCGGCGCUGA
Molecule: messenger RNA, 465 nt
Organism: Effrenium voratum
Lineage: Eukaryota; Dinophyceae; Suessiales; Symbiodiniaceae
Source: the annotation of a GenBank genome assembly